Theobroma cacao (cacao) is the source of this 2155-nucleotide messenger RNA. It is a transcript of the gene ATU2AF65A, whose product is annotated as U2 snRNP auxilliary factor, large subunit, splicing factor. Gene Ontology annotation, biological process: mRNA processing. The record is from RefSeq and is a predicted model, not a curated record. Gene Ontology annotation, molecular function: RNA binding. Gene Ontology annotation, cellular component: nucleus. NCBI's taxonomy places the organism in Eukaryota, Viridiplantae, Streptophyta, Magnoliopsida, Malvales, Malvaceae.
AGGGAAUCCGAACAAAAAUAUAUCGUAAUUUUACAAUAAAAUAAUCCAUUCCGCAGUGCCGCUCCCGUCUUCCUUAAAUAGAAGUAUCCGAAACCCAAAAUUCCCUCCUCCGAAAAAAGAAAAAUCUAAAAACGGUAGGAAAAUAGUCGAACUGAAAAAAUAACCCAACCAAAACCGCUAAAAAGAAGAUGACCGAUUACGAAGCCAGGUACCAAAGCAGCGGAGAGGACCUAGAAAACAGCUACGGCGGCGUUCCCUCUCCUCAGCCUCGCGAAGGUAGUCACGGCGGCCUUGAUGAUCAACGCGGUUCCAAAUCUCAGCAUGGAACUGGUGAUUAUGAGAAAGGGUCUUCUAGAAGUAGGGAAAAGGAGAAAAGCCGCGAUAAGGAAAGGGAGCAGGAUCGUGAUCGCCACAGGGACCGGGAAAGGGACAAGGACAAGGAGAAAAAUAAGGAUAGGGAUAGGGACCGAGAAAAGGAUCGUGACCGUCAUAACAGAGAUCGUCAUAGGGAUCGAAGUAGGGAACGGAGUGAGCGGAGGGAGCGGGGAAGAGAUUGGGACGAUGAUGACUAUCAUCGAAGUCGACACUAUGACAGACGAAGGGAUUUUGAUGGAGACAGGGAGGACAGGCACAGGCUCCAGUCUCGUCCAAGGGGUAGAUCUGAACACAGAUCAAAUUCAAGGUCCCGCUCUCGCUCACCCUCAAAGAGCAAAAGGAUUAGUGGUUUUGACAUGGCACCUCCUGCUUCAGCAAUGUUAGCUGCUGGUGCUGCUGGUGCUGCUGUUAGUGCUUCUGCCAUUACAGGCCAGAUUCCUGGGACUAAUCCAGCCCUACCUGGAGUGUUUCCAAACAUGUUUCCUCUAGCAACUGGUCAGCAGUUUGGGGCUCUCCCUGUUAUGCCAAUUCAGGCAAUGACUCAGCAGGCUACUAGGCAUGCUCGUCGGGUCUAUGUUGGAGGGCUUCCUCCUACAGCCAAUGAACAGUCAGUUGCAACCUAUUUCAGUCAGGUUAUGGCUGCAAUUGGUGGAAACACUGCUGGUCCAGGGGAUGCUGUUGUUAAUGUUUACAUAAACCAUGAAAAGAAGUUUGCUUUUGUAGAGAUGAGAUCCGUUGAGGAAGCCAGUAAUGCAAUGGCUUUAGAUGGGAUUAUCUUUGAGGGAGCACCUGUGAAGGUGAGGAGACCCAGUGACUAUAACCCCUCGCUUGCUGCAACCCUUGGUCCGAGCCAACCCAAUCCCAAUCUUAAUCUAGCGGCUGUGGGUCUAAGUCCAGGUUCUGCUGGUGGGCUUGAGGGUCCGGACCGUAUUUUUGUGGGAGGACUUCCCUAUUACUUCACAGAAGCACAGAUCAGGGAGUUGUUAGAGUCUUUUGGGCCUCUACGAGGUUUUGAUCUGGUAAAAGAUAGAGAAACGGGAAACUCAAAAGGCUAUGCCUUUUGCGUUUAUCAAGAUCUGUCAGUUACAGACAUUGCUUGUGCUGCUCUAAAUGGAAUUAAAAUGGGUGAUAAAACUCUCACUGUUAGGCGAGCAAACCAAGGUACUACCCAGCCUAAACCUGAGCAAGAGAGUAUACUCCAGCAUGCACAGCAGCAGAUUGCUCUGCAGAGGCUUAUGUUGCAACCACAAGGUUUGCCCACAAAGGUUGUCUGCUUGACUCAAGCACUCAGUGAAGAUGAUCUUAGAGAUGAUGAGGAGUAUGACGACAUUGUUGAAGACAUGAGACAAGAGGGUGGGAAACAUGGUGUAUUGGUGAAUGUUGUCAUCCCCCGCCCAAAUCUAAAUGGCGAACCAUCAGCAGGUGUUGGGAAGGUAUUUCUUGAGUACUCGGACGUUGAAGGUUCCAGAAAAGCCCAAGCUGCAAUGAACGGGCGGAAAUUUGGUGACAAUCAAGUUAUUGCCGUGUUCUACCCAGAGAACAAGUUUGUGCAGGAGGAGUAUGAUGCCUAAUAAUGUUCUGCGCAAUGCAUUUAGCGUUAUAGUUGGGAUGAUUCCAUGUUUAGGUUUAAAUAUAAGAUGGUUUUUGAAUUUUGUUGAUGACAGCCUGUGGUGUAAUUCUCUGCUAAAUUUUAGCUGUUAAACUGAACGGAACAGCGAACGGAAUGUGGCUUAAUAUAUUAAUCUAGUUUAGAGUUGGACGGAUGUGGUAACGUAGUGUU